Messenger RNA from Strongyloides ratti, 717 nucleotides. Its product is annotated as Chromo domain/shadow and Chromo domain-like and Chromo domain-containing protein. The coding region runs from base 1 to 717 and encodes 238 amino acids. Gene Ontology annotation, biological process: chromatin organization; negative regulation of transcription by RNA polymerase II. The record is from RefSeq and is a predicted model, not a curated record. Gene Ontology annotation, cellular component: pericentric heterochromatin. Lineage: Eukaryota; Metazoa; Nematoda; Chromadorea; Rhabditida; Strongyloididae. Gene Ontology annotation, molecular function: chromatin binding. The transcript is spliced from 3 exons.
AUGGGAAGGAGAAAUGCAAAUUCAUCUAAGCUUAAAGAAAAUGAAUACUAUGUUGAAGAAAUUGUUUCUAGAACAUUAAUUGAUGGUAAAUAUAUGUAUGAAGUAAAGUGGGAAGGUUAUCCUUCCUCAGCCAAUACUUGGUGCGCCGAAGAAGAUUUUACUGAUAAAAAUUUUGUUCGGAAAUUUAAUAAAAUGUGCGAAGAAAAGGAGAGAAAAAAAAAUUUGGCUAAUAGAAGAUCUCGAUCUUAUAUAAAAAGGGGAUCUAACAAGAAAACAAAAGAAAAAUGCAUUGAUUUAGAUAAAAAUGAAAGUGAUAUAAAAGAUGAGACAAUAUUUUUUCCUACUUCAAGUAGAUGUCAAAGUCGGAAUUCAACAUAUAUAUCUCCUUCUAGAGAAAAUUCUGUAAAUAUGGAAAAUGAUGACGACAUUUUAAGUUCAGAAAUAAGUGAUGAAUACAAAUUAUUUUUAGAGAUGGCUUUAGAGAAGGGAUUGAAAAUCGGAAAAUUGGCAUUUGACGACGUUAAAUAUGUUUUUUCUAAGUUUUGUCGAUAUAAAGAUACAAAAUAUCUUAUUCAGGUGGUUGCAGGAGAUAUAUUACUUGUAGGACCAGAUCAAUUAAUUGUUGAUAAAACGUUAGAAGAAGAAUUAAAAGAAGCCGAUUAUAGACAUGAAGUAGCUCUAGGUAGUUAUCCAUCAACUUUCUCCCAUUCCAAAUAA